Molecule: messenger RNA, 741 nt
Organism: Colletotrichum chrysophilum
Lineage: Eukaryota; Fungi; Ascomycota; Sordariomycetes; Glomerellales; Glomerellaceae
Exons: 4
Coding region: 1-741 (246 amino acids)
Source: RefSeq, a predicted model, not a curated record
AUGUCCCGCGGCUCUGCCUACGACGCCCCCGCCGCCAACGACGGCCAGGCCUCCCCCUCCCCCUCCCUCGAGGAGCGUGGUCGUCGCCGUGCCCGCGCCGCCACCACCCCCAUCCCUGCCAGUCCCUCCUCCUCCCCGUCUUCCGCCGCUCUCCCCGUUGGCCCCCUCUCCCCUGCCGUCAACGCCCGCGCCCGCGUCCUCGCCAGCGUCCGUCUUCGUCCUUCCCCGGCCCGCACCCCCUCCUACGGGUCUGCCGCCUCCUCCCCCGCUGCCGCUGCCACCCCCCUGCGCGCCACCUUCGACGAGGCCUCUGCCUUUGCCCCCGCCGUCCGUCGCGCCGCCAGCCCCCUUCCCCGCGCCAGCUCCCCCAUCGCCAUCCCUGGCGCUGCUGAGCGCAACCGCGUCCACCGCCGCCGCACCGAGGGUCGCCGCCGUGCUACCUCCGAUACCUCGCGCCCUGGCGGCUACUCCGCGGAGGAGCUCUCCGCUCAAGCCACUCGCCUCCGCGAGCGCAUCGGCGUUGGCCGUGGCUGGGUUGACCCCGCCGGCCGUCUCCGCGCCCUCCCCCACGGUGCCCGUCUGCCGCCUCCCUCCUCCCUCACCGAGGAGGACCUUGCUCGCGCCCGAGCCUUGUCCCCCGCCUAUCCUCGGGGCCCCUCUCCUCCUCCUCCCCCUCCCCAGACGGAGGAGGAGUAUAUGAGGGGUGUCGAGGAGCGGGCCAAUGAGUACCACGCCUUCUAA